AUGGCCCAAUUGGUUAGAGCGCGAAUUGAUCGGAAGUCCGUGGUUCGACCCCGGACCUCUGCCCUCGACUUCCCCUGUUUAUGCUUGGGCAACCUGGCAAAUAAUCAACUAAACAGUGUGAUGGAUCUUAUGAGACGGUUGCCUCCGCAGAAGAUUGACAGAACUCUGCUUGAUAUCAUUAGCCUUGCUCCGGACCUAUGUGAAGAUAUACUGAGCUCUAUCGACCAGCCAUUGAAAAUUGCUCGUGACAACAAGGCGGGUCGUGACUAUCUGUUGUGUGAUUACAAUCGAGAUGGAGAUUCCUAUCGAUCGCCAUGGUCAAACACGUACGACCCACCACUGGAGGAUGGGGCAAUGCCCAGCGAAAACCUUCGAAAGCGUGAGAUUGAAAUAAACGCGGCAUUCGAUCAGUACAGGGAAAUGUAUUACGAAGGUGGCAUUUCCUCUGUCUACUUGUGGGACAUGGAACAAGGCUUUGCUGGUGUAAUCCUGAUUAAGAAGGCGGGUGAUGCCAAACUGGCCAGCGGUUGUUGGGAUUCGAUACAUGUGAUCGAUGUCAUUGAACGCUCGUCAGCCAAAGUAGCUCAGUACAAACUGACCAGCACAGUCAUGCUAUGGCUACAGACUCAGCGUGAGUCUGCGGGCUACUUUAAUCUGGGUGGUAGCCUCACACGGUUCAUGGAACGCGAUGGACCACUUGGAGACGCUGGGCAAUCGAUCACAACAUCUCAUAUUGUGAACAUUGGCCGCAUGGUCGAGGAUGCAGAGAAUUCUAUUCGGUCCACACUCAAUGAAGUCUACUUUGGCACGACUAAAAACAUUGUGGAUUCCCUGCAUUCGAUAGUGCCUGCUUCAGAGGAGGAGAAACGCCGACGCCUUGUCCAAGAGGUCCAUACGGCACUUCAGAAUAAAUCACAGGCGUAACUUUUUCAUCAUGGAUACUAAUCUACUCCCCCGCUAUUUUGAUGCGCAUGCUACCCUGUCCCAUUCUAUCCCACUCCCAACUAUUUCUGGUUGGCGUAUCUGGCUGGCAUAUCAUUUUUUGUGAUUCUUCUCACGUUUGGCCCUCCUAGGUGGCUUAUACUUCUCACUUUGUGUUACAAAACUACCUUCACGUUCAUGAUGUUCCAUUUCCGAUACGGGGCACCGGGAGUACAGUUAUCGCUUCACUGAUUCAACUGUCCACCUUUACAACUUUCCGAUCGGUCCUCACUGUUUUGCUUAUUAUCUUCGCGUUUUUUGUCGCGACUGCAACUAAUGACUUGUGAACUCCUACCACACAGCUGCUUCAGGUGUUGUGUCUGGUUCGAUCCCAGCUUGGUAUGGCUAGCACUGUUUCUCAUAUUGUGUGUGCUUUAGAUAUGUAUUUUUCCAUGAUAUGCACUUUUCUACUGCUCCUCUUCGUUGUUCCUCGAUUGAAUCAUAAACAAAAUGGGC
Molecule: messenger RNA, 1437 nt
Organism: Opisthorchis viverrini
Lineage: Eukaryota; Metazoa; Platyhelminthes; Trematoda; Opisthorchiida; Opisthorchiidae
Exons: 5
Coding region: 1-924 (307 amino acids)
Biological process (GO): actin cytoskeleton organization; regulation of lamellipodium assembly; negative regulation of filopodium assembly
Cellular component (GO): F-actin capping protein complex; cytoplasm
Molecular function (GO): actin filament binding
Source: RefSeq, a predicted model, not a curated record